Molecule: messenger RNA, 1209 nt
Organism: Fusarium venenatum
Lineage: Eukaryota; Fungi; Ascomycota; Sordariomycetes; Hypocreales; Nectriaceae
Source: RefSeq, a predicted model, not a curated record
AUGCGGGGAUUUAUCUGUGUCCAGGUUGUCACGGCUUUAGCCUUUUCAACAGCCGCCAUUGCGCAAACCCUUCCUGAAGACUUGGCUGGAGCGAUCUCCAACUACUCAUCUCUCUCUUUAUUCCGAUCCCUACUCAGCUCCGCUCCACAAGCUCUCAUCACAUCUCUAUCUGAGAAAGAUAGCAACGUCACAGUUCUAAUCCCUACCAACGAUGCCAUCAAGGGUUAUCUGAAAGCUUCCAGUGUCUCUGAUGUAACAGAGCUCAAUCAGACAGAACUACAAGUCUUCUUUUCGUAUCAUGUUUUAUCAGCCUCCUUAAAAUCCUCCGACUUUGACGACCCGCGAGGAUUGUCGGUCCCCACUUUGCUGCAAAAUUCACAAUUCAACAACAGGAGCGCCGGACCUCAAAUCGAAAGUCAAUUCGGAAAAGGCUCUGAUGGUCAAGUGGUUUUUGCUUCAAGGCAGGAUCGAAAUAAUAAGCGAGCUGAUGAUGACCUUGGUGGACCGAAUGUUAUUCUACGAGCAGGUUUGGCUCAGGAUGUUAAGAUGACUGCAGUUGAUGGCUCCUGGGGCACUAAUAGUAUCAACUCAUUCCAAAUUGUUGACAAAGUUCUCUCUCCUCCUAGGUCUUGCUCCAACACUGUUCACACCAUCAAAGAUAGCCGACUUACUGGCCUGAAUAUCGCUCUGGUCAAAGCGGGUCUUUGGCCUGCUCUUGAUGCAUCUCGGAAUGUUACGUGUCUGGCACCAUCGACCCAAGCUUUCAAGGAUGCAGGAAGCCCAGAUGUUAAGCUCUCCAAGCAAGACUUGGGUGGAGCGUUGCUGGCCCAUACCUUGAAGGAAGUUACUUAUUCCAACUACCUUCGGGAUGGCCAGGUCGUCGGGACUCUAAACAACACCGAAGUCCGGGUUAGUAUUAUAGGUGAAGACAUCUUCUUUAACAAUGCCAAGGUUAUUGAAGCAAACAUACUUACAAACAAUGGUCUUAUUCAUAUCCUUGAUUCUGUCAUUGAGGAAGGAGGGAAGCCCAGUAGUAAUGAGACUAGCACUGCGACGGGUGAGUCUCCUACUGCGACGUCGAGUGGACAGGAACCAACUUCUACGUCUGGAAGUAACUCGACUGGGCAGGGAAAUUCUGGAAGUCAUUCUUCUGUUAGGCUUUACAAUUAUCUCGUGCCAGUUUUCGUCCUUUUCAGCAUGGUACGGUAG